Gavialis gangeticus (Gharial) is the source of this 3731-nucleotide messenger RNA. Its product is annotated as protocadherin gamma-C5-like. Bases 1128 to 3731 code for a protein of 867 amino acids. The record is from RefSeq and is a predicted model, not a curated record. The transcript is spliced from 4 exons. Gene Ontology annotation, biological process: homophilic cell-cell adhesion. Gene Ontology annotation, cellular component: plasma membrane. NCBI's taxonomy places the organism in Eukaryota, Metazoa, Chordata, Crocodylia, Gavialidae. Gene Ontology annotation, molecular function: calcium ion binding.
GCUGUGAUUUAGCACAUUCUUGUGAUGCCGUCAAUUUGUUGACAGAUUUCUUAUAUUUUUGGUGACUCGUGUUUUGAGAACAUCGUUUACCCUUUAGUUCCGAGUGAGGGGUUGGCUUUAACAUCCGAGUCCUUGGUGAAGAAGGCAGAAUAUAGAAUAGCGUUAACAAUUGCAGUGUUGUCUGCCUGCAGCAGUCCUUGCAGUCGAGUUGUAGAUUUCUGAAAAUCACACUUGCUCUGUAAAACUACAGCGAAAUCCUCGCACACAGUGCUGGUAAAAUGAUCAUUCCUCUCUUUCUGAGUACCGGAUUAUUCCUGUGGCUCUGAGACACCGUGACUGAUUAUUUCCUGAUUCUUGCGUUGCAGGGUGGUAAUUUCUGGGUGUUUAGCAAGUAGGACCUUUUAUCUGGUUAUGUCUAAGGCUCGAAAAUGAUAUUGAGGGCAUUCUGCCAACUGAGUGAAAAUGUGCUGUGGAGGCUUCAUCUGGCUAAGCUAUACUAAGUCUCUUUUCACGGAGCAUAAAAAGCCACUCGUCACAGAGACCAUAGCUCUGCAUGCAUCACAGCCGGGGAUUUGUCCUUUGUUCGGAGGAGAUGGAUGAUAGCUGAAGUCACCAUUGUGGUUGCUUAAGCGACACUGUGAGGAUGUUUGUACCCUGUGUGCUUCCCAGACAUGCUGUUUCCUUGAGAACCAGAAUGUGAGCAUCUAAACUUAGCUGCCAACGCGAAUGACUAGAAGCUGGUGAAACGUAAUUCUGUGGGAGUUGGUCCUGCUGACGCAGACUAGAGGCGCUAGUGUAUGUACCUUUAAAAGGUUUAGGAGGGGUUGUCAUUGGCCGACAGCGGAUGUAGCUGUUAUCCAAUUAGCUGCUGAUCUAAGAUGCGGGGAUCCGUUCUUCCUAGUUCUACUCCCCUCCUCCAGCGCCAUGGCUGAGAUUCAGCUCUCCUCCCCCAUCCCACCCCCUCCACUCUGACUAACAAUUGCUGCUGCAGCCAGGCAAAUCUGAGAGCUGUUGUAAUAGCUGUGGAGAGGAAAACCGAGGGAUUUUAGCAGCUGAUAUCCAGACCCCGGCUCGUCCUUUGUGCCGAGACCGGGCAAAGACUCCUCGUAAGACAGGAGAACUCAAAAAUGGAGCCCCGAAGGCCCCGGCAGCCCCCUUGGAAAUGGCUGCGCCUGGGGUCCGAGGAGAGCAGACGGUACUUUGUCGUGAGCCUGGCCAGCGGCGAUCUGCUGGUGAACGAGCAGAUAGAUCGAGAAAGCCUGUGUGGAGCCAGUGUGAGCUGCGUGCUGCCGGUGCAGGUCGUUAUAGAAACCCCCCUGGAGCUCUUCCGCCUGGAGGUCGAGAUUCUGGACUUGAAUGACAAUUCUCCCAGGUUUCCCACCACCCAUCGCACUGUGAGGAUAGCGGAAUCCUCCACCUUGGCUGCGCGCUUUCCUCUGGACAAUGCCCAGGACCCAGACGUGGGGACUAACACUGUCAGUUCCUACCAUCUCAGUCCCAACCCGCACUUCUCUCUGACCGUAAAGAACCUGAAGGAUGGCAGACUUUUCCCGGAGCUGGUGCUGGAGCGAGCUCUGGACCGGGAAGACCAAUCUGAACACCAGCUGGCCCUGACCGCCUUCGAUGGAGGAAACCCUGCCCGGUCGGGAACCGCACAGAUAACCGUGGUUGUUUUGGAUGCCAACGACAAUGCCCCGCUGUUCGAUCAGCCCGUGUACAAGGUCAGCCUUCUGGAAAAUACCCCGCUGGAGACUCGGCUCAUUAAACUCAACGCUACCGACCCAGACGAGGGCCCCAACGGAGAAGUACAGUACUCCUUUGGGGUUCACACGUCCGACUCAAUCCGGAAGUUGUUCGCCUUAGAUCUCCACACCGGGGAGAUCACUGUUCAGGGAGCUCUGGAUUUCGAAGAAACGGGUUUCUAUGAAAUCCACAUAAAAGCCAAAGACAAGGGGGUGCCGGAAAUGGAAGGCCACUGCGUCGUUCAGGUGGAAGUGGAAGACGCCAACGAUAACUCCCCAGAGGUCCUGAUGACCUCCCUGGUGAAUCCAGUGCCUGAAAACACUCCGUUGGAAACCGUGGUGGGGCUCUUGAAUGUGCAAGACCGUGACUCUGGGGUCAACGGGGAGGUGAGCCUAGAAAUCCCACCAAGUUUGCCAUUCAGAAUCAAAUCCUUCGACAACCACUAUUCUCUGAUCACCCGCGAGAGCCUGGACAGAGAAAAGAUUGCCCAGUACACGAUUGAGCUGACCGCCAGGGACGCGGGGUCCCCGGCUCUAACCACGAAGAUCACUAUACUGCUGAACAUCUCCGACGUCAAUGACAACUCCCCUAGCUUCUCCCAGCCCUUCUACAACUCCUUCCUGCAGGAGAACAACGCCCCGGGCUCCUUGCUCUGCACUGUGUCCGCUGCUGACCCAGACGAAGGAGACAAUUCCCGCCUCACUUACUCUAUAGUUGAAAGUGAAAUCCAGGGCGCUCCUGCCUCCUCUUUUGUCCAUAUUAACCCGGACGAUGGAAAUAUUUAUGCCCAGCGCACUUUUGAUUUUGAGCAGUUUCGUGUCUUGCAGAUUCCCGUGGCUGUGCAGGACUCUGGGUCUCCACGUCUCAGCUGCAAUGCGACCGUCUACAUUUUUAUUCUGGAUCAGAACGACACCCUUGAAAGUGAAAUCCAGGGCGCUCCUGCCUCCUCUUUUGUCCAUAUUAACCCGGACGAUGGAAAUAUUUAUGCCCAGCGCACUUUUGAUUUUGAGCAGUUUCGUGUCUUGCAGAUUCCCGUGGCUGUGCAGGACUCUGGGUCUCCACGUCUCAGCUGCAAUGCGACCGUCUACAUUUUUAUUCUGGAUCAGAACGACAACUCCCCCGCCAUUCUGUACCCGGUGACUGGCGGGGGGGCUGCAGAGCCCCACAGGGUCCCCCAGUCUGCACCAGCGGGGUACCUAGUCACCAAAGUCACAGCGGUAGACGCAGAUUCUGGCCAUAACGCCUGGCUCUCCUAUUCGCUGCUGCCGCAGUCUACAGAUCCCACCUUGUUCCGGGUUUCUCCUUACACGGGAGAAAUCCGGACUGCCCGCGGGUUCCAAGACUUAGACCCCGCGGAGCAGAAAAUCCUCGUGCUCGUCAAGGACAACGGGGACCCUGCUUUGUCCAGCACGGUCACCAUCCUGGUUUCCUUGGAAGAAAAAAUAUCUGAGGAAAGCUUCAAAGCUCGCGAUUUCCUUCCAGAUCCCAAAGCUAAACCUGACCUGACCCUCUAUCUGAUUAUUGCGCUAGCGGCCAUUAGCAUGGUCUCUCUGGUUACUUUCAUCGUACUGUCUGCAAAAUGCCUUAGGAAAAAAGACAGAGAGUCCCCCUGCUGCGGCCUCAGCGAGUCGCCCUCCAGGGAUUUUUUCAAACACUCCAGCCCAAAGCUUCAGCUGAACUCGGAUGGCACGUUAAAGUACAUGGAGGUGACCCUCAGGCCCGCAGACACUCAGAGCCAGUGCUAUCGGACCUGCUUUUCUCCGGGGUCAGACAGGAGUGAUUUCACGUUUCUGAGACCUUUGAGCUGUCCCCCCGCCAGCACCCUUCCGAUUGAAACUGAUGCUUUCCUACCUGGUAAAAAUACACUGAACGAACCCGGCCAGGUUAAAAUUUGCAGGUUGCAAGGGCCUUCGCUGCACUGUGUCAACUUCCCUACAUGGAUUGGUGCUCGCGUUGCUGUACUGGGAAGGUGCCUGCUGAUUGGAUGA